AUGACGACCUCGCCCCUGGCCACCUCGUCCGCGCACUUGACCCUCACUCGGCCCAACGGCGACACCGUCACCGUCGGCGAGCUCACCGAGGGCAAGACCGUCAUGGUGUUCCUGCGGCACCUCGGCUGCCCGUUCUGCUGGGAGUUCGCCAAGACCGUGCUCACCAUCCGCCCGCAGCUCGCCGAGCGCGGCUACACCCUGGCGCUCGUGUCCAUCGGGGACGCGGACGGCGCGGUCAAGUUCUGCGAGAAGCUCCCCUGCGACGAGGACGUCCUGCUCGUGGACGAGAGCAUGCGCGUGUACGAGGCGCUCGGCCUCACGCGGGGCGUCCGCAGCACCUUCUUGUCGCCCAAGACCGGGCAGGCGCUCGCGAAGCGGGGCACGCAGGGGCUGCGGGAAGCGACCGCCGGGUACACGCCGAUCGCGCCCAAAUCGGCGCAGGUCACGCUGCAGCAGGGGGGCGCGUUUGUGUUCGAUGGCAUCCGGGUGCUGUACGGGUGGCGGGACGAGGCCACGGGGGACCACGUGAAGCUCUCGGACCUGCUCGACACGUGCGUCGGGGACGUGGACGGCGUCAGCGUCGUGCUCGCCAAGGGCAGCGGCGGCAACGCGUGA
Molecule: messenger RNA, 615 nt
Organism: Pedinophyceae sp. YPF-701
Lineage: Eukaryota; Viridiplantae; Chlorophyta; Pedinophyceae
Source: the annotation of a GenBank genome assembly